This is a messenger RNA of Setaria italica (foxtail millet), 940 nucleotides long. RefSeq names its product extensin-like. The transcript has 3 exons. The coding region runs from base 61 to 579 and encodes 172 amino acids. The record is from RefSeq and is a predicted model, not a curated record. Lineage: Eukaryota; Viridiplantae; Streptophyta; Magnoliopsida; Poales; Poaceae.
GAUGAUGAGCACGAACGGAUCGGAGCCGAACAAUCACGGUACCUGCAAAUCUGGUGCGUGAUGGCCGUGAUGCCUCGGCGCCGCCGCUUCAUAGCGCUGGUGCAGUUCGCCGUCGCAGUCUGGCUGGCGACCGCGAGCGGCUGCCUGUGCAGACGCGUCAUUUCGCCCUGCUUCAUUCCGCCCUGCGGCCACGUGCCGCCGUCGCCAACGCCGUCGACGCUACAGCCGCCGCCGCCACCCGCACUGACGCCGCCGCCACCGCCGGCGGGCAUCGCUCCUCCUCCUCCUCCGCGACACCAUCCAAUCUGUUUCCAUCCGUUCUGUCGUUGGCCGCCGAUCUGCCCGUACUGCGUGCCCGGCCACCACGUGCCGCCACCACCGCCGCCGCUGCAGCAGUCGCCGCCGCCAACACCGACGCCAUCGCCGCCGCCGCCGGCGGCGGGCACCCCUCCUCCUCCUCCGCCGCGACGCCACCCUUUCCCUCCGUGGAGACCGUGUAUCGGUCGUCUGUGUCCGCCGCGCCGCCCGCCGCCGUUCUGCACGUCUGAAGGCUGCUCCGGCCACAGCCGGCUGCCUUAACUUGAGUCAUAUCGUCCUGUCGAGAUUCCACGCAUGUCAUCUACUACUACUACGUAUACGGAUCGACGUGAUGAGGAAACCUAGGCAGCUGAUCUCUCACUCUUCAAGAAAAAAAAAGGAAUAAAGCGCGUUACUAGCGCCUCGUGGCGGGGCUCCCCGCCAUGUAUUGAGUCGCAGAGGCUAUACUACAUGUUUUUGAAUAUGAUCAAAACUUAUAAAAUUAAAGAAUAUGAAUAGAAGAGGAGUAAAUCUGCAAGAAUAAAGAUGUAUCACGCAAUGCAGUCGACGCAUCGCAAAGUCACACCUGUAUGAUUACCGGGCUUCAAAGAAAAUCUAGUUUGAGAUCCAACGUUUUGAAUCA